UCCGAUGACACGGCAACGCUGUUGAAGUCGCAUUGUUGAGGUUAGGUACUAGGUUUUUAUUUUUAAAUAAUUUUAUCAACAAAAGCUGGGAAAUUUGAAUAGGGUCCAGAAAGCAUCAAUUAAUCCCUAUUUUUGAACGAUAAAAUGGAAAGGGAGCGACGUUCUAACGCGGGCAACCGCAUGGCCAAACUGCUGGACGAGGAGGAAGAGUGCCAAGACGAUUUUUACAAACAAAAUUAUGGUGGUUUUGAAGAAACUGAAUCAGACAAUGAAUAUCAGGCAGAGAAGGAGGAAGAGGAUAUUGUGGAUUCAGAUUUUAGCAUUGACGAGAACGAUGAACCUGUGUCAGACACUGAAGAUGGAGAAAGUCAAAAGAAGAAAAGGAGACUUGUGACGAAAGCCUAUAAAGAACCAGUAGUUACACCCAAAGACAAACCAAAAACCAAGCCAAAAUCCGCUUUUCCGAAAGUGAAAUCUUUCCAUGACAGCUCCAUUGAUUUAUCUGAGAGGAAAUCGAAAAGGAAAUCGACUGCGGCAAAAAGUGCCGAGACUGCACAUAGAAUAAAAGUCAGAGAUGAAGAAUUAAAGAAUAAACCGAAAAAAAGUAAGGAGGAGGAGUGGGUGCCCACUCAAGAAGAACUGUUGGAGGAAGCAAAAAUAACCGAAGAAGAAAACUUAAAAUCGCUGGAGAGAUAUCAAAAGUUGGAGAGUGAAAAAAAGACUAAGAGAAUAACCAAGAAGGCUUAUUCGGGGCCUUUGAUUCGGUACACCUCCACUAGGAUGCCUUUAAUAGAGGAAAUUCCUGAUGAGAAAGAUAACUGUAAGGACAUAAAAGCAGAACCAGACAAAGAAAAGCCCAAUUUCUACGAGAGAACUUUCAUAACAAUAUUAAACGACCCUCACGACGUAGUGUUUAAGAAAGUGUUCAAUAUAAAACCUACCCCAGUACCCCCAAAGAAACUUAAGUGUGCAGUCACCGGCCUUCCAGCUUUAUAUGUUGAUCCGGUCACGUGGGUUCCAUAUAGAAAUAGCACAUGCCUAAAAAUCAUAAGGCAAUCGUACUAUCAAGAAUUGGAAAAACACGGAGACAAGUCGAACCCCAUGGUCGCCGAUUUCGUUAAGUGGUUCACAAAGAAUAAGGACAGACUAAGACGAGAAAUGGUUUUACACGCCCAGAAAAUUAGUAUUACUUCUUGAUAGUUUAUUUUUUUAAAUUGUGAAUUAUUAGUUAAUUAUUUAAUUACUGUAUAUGCAUGAGGCAUGGAUUUGUAAAAGAACAAUUGUUCAGUUAUAAAGGUAAUAUAACAAUUUUUUUUUAAUUACAAAUGAA
Molecule: messenger RNA, 1330 nt
Organism: Anthonomus grandis grandis
Lineage: Eukaryota; Metazoa; Arthropoda; Insecta; Coleoptera; Curculionidae
Gene: YL-1
Product: vacuolar protein sorting-associated protein 72 homolog
Exons: 6
Coding region: 145-1197 (350 amino acids)
Biological process (GO): regulation of DNA-templated transcription; chromatin remodeling
Cellular component (GO): nucleus
Molecular function (GO): ATP-dependent H2AZ histone chaperone activity
Source: RefSeq, a predicted model, not a curated record